GCACUGCUAGGGAAGCGCCGAAUCGGCAUGCUGUGAGUCGAGGCAAUAGUAAGCUCAUUGGUGAUGCCCUCCUUGGUCAGGCUGGUGUGUGGGCCCAUCCAGCAUGGUGUCCUCUCAUGCCAGAAGGAGGAGGAGGAGGAGAGCGUGCCUCGUCGGCUAGCACUACAUCGAAUAGGACUUCGACGGCUUCCACUAGUUCGGAUAAACUCACCCAAGGAUACUAUCUC
This is a messenger RNA of Perkinsus marinus ATCC 50983, 227 nucleotides long. RefSeq lists its product as hypothetical. The transcript has a single exon. NCBI's taxonomy places the organism in Eukaryota, Perkinsozoa, Perkinsida, Perkinsidae. The annotation marks the transcript as partial. The record is from RefSeq and is a predicted model, not a curated record.